AUGGGUCCCUGUACGGCCUCCCAUUGCUGCUGUCUCCAUCGCCACACUCUGCCAUGUGCCACUUUCAGGUCUCCUCACACUCCUGCUGGUUUCCAUUUUGUCAUAGGGUGCUGUAUGGCCUCCCAUUGUUGCUGCCUCCACCGCCACACUGUGGCUCCAAACACUGGUUUUGGCCCCGUGAACAGCCAAAUGAGUGAAGUGUGCGGUGAUUCUAAGAUUGACGGCACUCAUCUGCAUGUUCAUACUGACUGACAGUAUUAUUUCUCUUCCCCAGCAGACUCCAAGGGCAUUUAAAUUAAAGGUACAGUGUUCUGCACUAAUAUUA
Staurois parvus is the source of this 325-nucleotide messenger RNA. Lineage: Eukaryota; Metazoa; Chordata; Amphibia; Anura; Ranidae. The record is from the annotation of a GenBank genome assembly.